UAUUUGGCCCUUUCACUCAAAACCCCGAUCGAUAGUCAUAGCUUCUCUGAAUUCCCAAUUUUCGUUCGCCUUUCGUCUCGCUUUCUCGUUUUUCCUUCUCCGACGACCACCACGGCAAUGGGAACCGCCAGCGCCGGCGGCGAUGUCGAGGCGGGCUUCGCGAAACUCCAGGGCGAGGAUUUUGAGUACUACAUGCAGACCUACUCCAUCGUCCUCGGGCGCAACUCCAAGAAAUCAACGGUCGAUGUCGACCUCUCCAGCCUCGGCGGAGGGAUGAACAUCUCUCGGCACCACGCCCGAAUCUUCUACGACUUCACCCGCCGGCGUUUCGCCCUUGAGGUCCUCGGCAAGAAUGGCUGCCUCGUCGAGGGCGUCCUCCACCUCCCUGGUAAUCCCCCGGUCAAACUCGACUCCCAAGACCUUCUCCAGAUCGGCGACAAGGAAUUCUACUUCCUGCUCCCUGUUCGCAGCAUUCUCGGUGGCCCAAUCGGCCCUCGCCACUACCCCAACCAUCCUGCCUCCAUAGCUGGGGUGCCGGGAGGGCCCGUGGUGCCGCAUUAUAACUACCACAUGGCCUCGGCCGCUGCAGCUGGGCCUGGCGUGAUAGUGAAGAAAGGCAGGAGGGAUUAUUAUGAGGACGAGUAUGAUGAUGAGGAUGAUGUUGGUGCCGGUGCUAGUGCUGGUGGGGGCAGUAGCGGGAAGAAGGCGAGAAGAGAUGGGUAUGAAAGUUACGGGUACGCUGGUGUGGGUGCUGGAAGCAAGUCUGCAUCAUUGGAUAAGAAAGCAGAAGGAAGAUCCCGAGUAGACCGGGAUGCUGAUAAUCUUCAGCUUCAACAGUUGGAAGAAAAGGAUGUAGUAUCGUCUGUAGCUACUGUUCUCUCUGAUCUCUGUGGUCCUGGAGAGUGGAUGCCUAUGGAGAAACUACACGCAGAGUUGGUGGAGCAAUAUAACGGUGUUUGGCACCACAGUAGAGUAAGGAGAUAUCUUACUUCGGAGGAUUGGCCUGGUCCUGAAUCCAAAGGGAAACCUUGGUAUGGUUUACUUAUGUUGUUAAGGAAGUACCCUGAGCAUUUUGUCAUUAACACCAGGUCCAAAGGCCGAGUCACCUUGGAGUUUGUUUCUCUUGUCUCUCUACUCUCUUGAAUUUUCUUCCCUGCUUGUUCUUCGGCAGUAUUAUAUGAUCUCCUGUAGUUUAUCAAUUAGAGACUUGCUGUCUCUUCUGUUGUGAAAUAUCUGGUAAAGCAUCAAACUGUAUAAAACUAAACUGCUAUUGCUUUUUCAGUUACUGGGUCCAAAAUGGUACUCUCUUUUUGCA
This is a messenger RNA of Arachis stenosperma, 1315 nucleotides long. RefSeq names its product FHA domain-containing protein FHA2. Bases 118 to 1143 code for a protein of 341 amino acids. Gene Ontology annotation, cellular component: nucleus. The transcript is spliced from 3 exons. Gene Ontology annotation, molecular function: protein binding; sequence-specific DNA binding. Lineage: Eukaryota; Viridiplantae; Streptophyta; Magnoliopsida; Fabales; Fabaceae. Gene Ontology annotation, biological process: regulation of ribosomal protein gene transcription by RNA polymerase II. The record is from RefSeq and is a predicted model, not a curated record.